GUUAUUGGGGGUGACGCGGCUAAGCUAGCGAGGAAAGCCCCCAUUAUUUGCGUGAGACCGCAUAUUGCCCAGAGCCGGAUGGUCCUAUUGAUUCGGCAACACGGAGUCCGCCAACUUGUAGACGCUGACGCUCCGCAUCGCGCCAAUUUUUACAACUCCAGAUGCCAUCAUCGACCAAUAGCGAAGAUAUUCAAGCUGCCAAGAAAAUGAAGUUCGAGGACAAGUGCGUGUUGAAGUUUGCCAAGCUCACCGAAAAUGCCCUGGAGCCGGUAAGAGGAUCGGCCAAGGCGGCGGGUGUGGACCUGCGGAGCGCCUACGACCUGGUGGUGCCGGCCCGAGGAAAGGCCAUCGUGAAGACCGACCUGCAAGUGCAGGUUCCCGAGGGCUCCUACGGACGAGUGGCUCCGCGAUCAGGGCUGGCCGUGAAGAACUUCAUCGAUGUGGGUGCCGGCGUGGUGGACGAGGACUAUCGCGGCAACCUCGGAGUCGUCCUGUUCAACCACUCGGACGUAGAGUUUGAGGUGAAGCGCGGCGACCGCAUCGCCCAGUUCAUUUGCGAACGCAUCUUCUAUCCGGAACUGCAGUUGGUGGACAAACUGGAGGACACCGAACGUGGCGAGGGAGGAUUCGGGUCCACGGGCGUCAAGGAUUUGCCCGCCGCCAAAGCUCAGAAUGGCAAUGGCCACAAGGCAGCCGAACCGGAGGAGGCUGCCCCCGCUCCCAUUGCCACGUAGAGGAGAAACUAUCUUAAUUUUAAGCACAUCGUAUUAAAGAGAAAAGUGAAAUAAUUCCUAUUUAUUCUCAAUUAAAAGCUGUCAACCUACCAAUGAAAAUCAAA
Drosophila biarmipes is the source of this 838-nucleotide messenger RNA. It is a transcript of the gene dUTPase, whose product is annotated as deoxyuridine 5'-triphosphate nucleotidohydrolase. Gene Ontology annotation, molecular function: magnesium ion binding; dUTP diphosphatase activity. The record is from RefSeq and is a predicted model, not a curated record. The transcript has 2 exons. Gene Ontology annotation, biological process: dUMP biosynthetic process; dUTP catabolic process. The coding region runs from base 162 to 734 and encodes 190 amino acids. Lineage: Eukaryota; Metazoa; Arthropoda; Insecta; Diptera; Drosophilidae.